UCCCUAAUAUUCGAACAUAAUCUAGUCUCUACUCUCUACUACCCACAGAAUCCAUAUUGUAAUGUUUCUUUUGGGAUGGAUUAGUAUGCGAUCUCCUGCGGUCAAAUCUGACAUUGUGUUUGUUCUCGAUGCCCCUGAAGCAACAUGGGGAAAUUAGACUGAAUUUUGUCUACGACUUCUUUUUUCCGGGAGUGAGGUAGCUCUUUGUGAUUUUGCUUUUGUAGUAACAGGAUGCAGAUGGGCUGUACCUAGCCUUUUUUUUCGAUUCAGGGUCAGCUAGAUCCCUGCCCGAUAAGCCAGUAGAAACAGAUAGCAGGAAACGUUCAAUGUGUACUGGUUCCUAGAGCGGUCGAUCGUUCGAUCUGGGAUCUACCCACAUCCAGGGUCAGUUUAAUAUUGCGGUCCAAAUUAUAUGACUAGAAAAUAUAUUAUUUGAAGUUUCUAAUAAUAUAAUUUUUGCGAUAUAUAACUUGAUCAAAUUGUUAAUCUAAAGGAUACGCCGCAGCCCUAAUAAAUUGAAAAGAGGUAGUAACACUACUGAUCGGACCCAUUAAGGCCUUGUACAAUCCAAGGUGCUUUGCGGAGGUGCUUAGAGAAAUAAAUCAAGAUUUUCCUAAGCACCGGUGCUUAUUUGUUCAAGGUAGAUGCUUAAUUAGAUGUCUCUUCUGUAGAAAUAAAACUCAGUUUAUUUUUCUAAGCACCUAGCAUUGUUAACAAGACUGUUCGAUGAAUCAGUAUCAUUUCAACCAUCGAUAUACUUGCACGCCUCACAAAUUCAUGCAUAUCCAUCUAGAGAUACUCAAGAGAUGGAUUUGUUAAUUAGCCACCCCGUAUCUUCGCUGCACUAAGUAAUCGGAGUCACCAAUGCAUGCAUAUCCAUCAAGAGAUACUCCAGAGAUGGAUUCAUCUGAGUCUAUUUAAGACACGACCUCCAAAUGAAGGACACACGCUCAACCGCCUUUCUGGCUUCAUCGAACAUAGCCCUAGUAUAGAGCUCGGAGGAAUCAACCAUGUCUGUUUUAUAUGCUUGUAAGCUCUGCCUCCUCCUUGUUCUGCUGAAUUCGGCCAGCCACACCGUCGCCGGCACUGUGGCACCACCGACACCGAGCGCGGGAUUCAGUCUGCCUAUCGUGUCCAACCACAACACUGCUGGCAUGCUCGGGCAGCUUGGCGCGAACCUCACGAGCAUAGGUCCGCACAUAGCCCCCGUGGGGUGGCCCUUGUACGGCGUCCUCGUCGGCGUCGGCUCCGGCCAAACCCGGCACUUCUACAAGCUCGGGCUGGACCUCGUCAGCAAUCUGACUUGGAUGCAGUGCCAGCCCUGCGUGCCUGAGGUUCGGCAGGAGGGCGCCGUCUUCGACUCUGCUUUGUCCCCUCGCUACAAGCACAUGAAGCCCACAGACCCCAAGUGUACGGCCCCCUACACCCCCUCCAGCAGGAACCGGUGCAGCUUCUACACCACCUCCUGGAACGUCGCCGCGCACGGCUACCUCGGCAGCGACACGUUUGCCUUCGCAGGCAGCCCCAGCGCAGGAGGAGGACACAACAGGGACGUCGACAACCUCAUCUUGGGCUGCGCACACACGACACACGGGUUCGAGCGCCUGAGCCACAACAUUCUCGCCGGGGUCCUGAGCUUGAGCAGGCACCCGACGUCGUUCAUGAGCCAGCUCACCGCACGCGGGCUGACGGACUCGCGGUUCUCAUAUUGCCUCUUUCCCGGACAGAGCCACCCCAACACCAGGCACGGGUUCCUCCGCUUUGGCCGCGACAUCCCGAGGCACGACCAUGCGCAGAGCACGUCGCUGCUGUUCACUGGAUCGGGCUACGGCCAAAGUAGCAUGUACUACAUCCGCAUCGUCGGCAUCAGCUUGAACAGGAAAAAGCUUAACGGGGUAAAGACGGCGAUGUUUAGGCGGGAUCUACAAACCCGUCGCGGGGGGUCCGUCAUCGACCCCGGGACUCCCCUGACCAGGCUGGUUCGCGCGGCGUAUGACGUCGUGGAGGCCGAGGUCGCGGCGGACAUGCACAAGCAGGGGGCGCGCCGCUCGACGGUGCCGGUGCAGGGGUACCACCUCUGCUUUGGCUCGUGGGGCCACGUGCACUUUCCGAGCUUGACCUUCAACCUGUACGAAGAAGCGACGAGGCUUUUUAUCAAGCCGGAACUGCUGUUCGUGAGGGUGAACCAUGAGCACCUGUGCUUCGCCGUCGUGCCGGACGAGGAGAUGACGGUGAUUGGCGCGGCGCAGCAGGUGGACACGCGGUUCACAUUUGACCUCCCGGGGAAUCGUCUCUACUUUGCCCAGGAGCAUUGUAGUGCUGACACUCACCCAACUGUCUAGAUCCUAGAGAGUACUAUAUGUAUCUGCGCCGAAUGCAUUCAUCAUUAGUUGGUGCAUAAACCGAUGUGGGAACAAUUUAAGAAUAAUGGGUUACAUUCCUAAUUAUAAUGCUGAAUUUAAUGAUGAUGAUUGGUGCAUUCUUACCCUCCUAAAUUUUGCAGGAUAUUUAAG
Triticum aestivum (bread wheat) is the source of this 2513-nucleotide messenger RNA. Its product is annotated as protein ASPARTIC PROTEASE IN GUARD CELL 1-like. The coding region runs from base 1011 to 2342 and encodes 443 amino acids. The transcript has a single exon. The record is from RefSeq and is a predicted model, not a curated record. NCBI's taxonomy places the organism in Eukaryota, Viridiplantae, Streptophyta, Magnoliopsida, Poales, Poaceae. Gene Ontology annotation, cellular component: extracellular region.